This is a messenger RNA of Naegleria gruberi, 885 nucleotides long. RefSeq lists its product as uncharacterized. The coding region runs from base 1 to 885 and encodes 294 amino acids. The record is from RefSeq and is a predicted model, not a curated record. Lineage: Eukaryota; Heterolobosea; Eutetramitea; Acrasida; Naegleriidae. The transcript has a single exon.
AUGAAAUUCGAAAAGAGACCAUCAAAAGAAAGAGGACAUUAUGAUGCAGGUUGGCUCGAUACCUAUCACACAUUUUCCUUCUCCACUUAUAGAGAUUCAAAAUUUAAUCAAUUCGGUCCAUUGAGAGUAUUGAAUGAGGAUUGUGUGGAGCCAUCGAGUGGAUUCCCAAUGCAUCCUCAUCAGAAUUAUGAAAUAUUUUCGUAUGUCUUGUCAGGAAAUUUGACUCAUUCAGAUUCUAUGGGAAAUACAGAAAUUUGUAAGAAAGGUUCAGUUCAGUUUACUUCUGCUGGAAGUGGUAUUUAUCAUAGUGAGUUCAAUAGGGACAAGAAUGAAUAUGUUAAAUUCUUACAAAUUUGGGUGAAGCCAAGAAGCCUUGAUGCGAAACCAAAUUAUCAAAAGAUGAGUUUCUCACCAGACCAAAAACUGAAUCAAUUGUGUUUAAUGAUUGCUCCAAAGGAAAGUGCCAAAUUGAAGGAAGAAGAAUUAAUUGGAAUUGAUCAGGAUUUCUAUGUACUUUCUAGCUUAUUAGAAUCUGGAAAGAAGGUCAAUCAUACUUUAUAUUCUGGUCGUCAGAUUUAUGUUCAUGUUCCAAUUAUGAGUAGAACUGGAUCAGUAUCCAAUUCUAAAUCAAAUGGUUUGUUAUCUUCUUUACUUCGUAAGACAACCAACCCUUUUAUUACCAAUUAUUUAAAAACUAAAUUUUCAAAAACAAAAGAACAAGUUUCCAUCAAACUUUCCAAUAAUAGUAAUGGAAAUGGUGAACUUAUUACAUUGAAUGAAGGUGAUGGCUGUUCCAUUCAAUCAGAUUCACUGUCCGAAGAGGAAUUAAUCAUUGAGGGUGUUAAUUCCAUGACUGAAUUUGUCGUGAUGGAUAUGAAAAAGUAA